Messenger RNA from Strongylus vulgaris, 243 nucleotides. The record is from the annotation of a GenBank genome assembly. NCBI's taxonomy places the organism in Eukaryota, Metazoa, Nematoda, Chromadorea, Rhabditida, Strongylidae.
ACUUACGAUUAUGUUCUUGAAGCAUUGGCAGGAUUGGCCAUGACGGGUCCAAAUCGUAGAACGAAUUUGGCAAAGGAACUCGAACUUACUCCUCUCAUCCAUAAAGAUGAAGCUGAAGUAAGCGAAGAUACUCUGCAUAAAUGGGACGAGGUUAUUCGAGGGCUUGCGUACAAGAAAAGAACAUUUGGAUGCAAUUAUGUUACUUUUGAUGGCAUGAACGAGGUCUUGUGCUUCAUCAAGUAA